This is a messenger RNA of Colletotrichum destructivum, 2182 nucleotides long. RefSeq lists its product as uncharacterized. The transcript has a single exon. The record is from RefSeq and is a predicted model, not a curated record. NCBI's taxonomy places the organism in Eukaryota, Fungi, Ascomycota, Sordariomycetes, Glomerellales, Glomerellaceae. Bases 372 to 1868 code for a protein of 498 amino acids.
AACAACACCCCAACCACCAACAUUUCCCCUUCACCACCUCCAGUUGCUCCAUCACCAGCCAUCCGCCUUUGCUAGUGUAGUGCACUGCAGUAAAACCACCAUGGCUCCCACGAGCAGUAGCCGUAGGUCUGUUUGCUUUUCCUCCUCGCUUCUCCAGUUUUUCUGUCGCUAUUCUCGUAUGCGAGAACCCUUCACAUUCAUCUUGGUAUACGAUCGACAUUGAUAUCCACCAUCCAUCCAUCCAUCCGUGUAUCAGUUGUUGUUGCGUCUGGCUGGCAUCGUCGCUGCCCUUGUCCCCGCGGGCAUCACAUCAUCCUCAACCGGCACCUCGUCCACAAGACAACCUGCUGCCGCGCUCGUCCAGUGUCGAGAUGCGCCCUUCCGCUCCCCUCCCUCUGCUGCUGUCCGUCUCCACGGCCGCCAACGCGAUCCCCCUCCUCGAUCGUCUGCUUCACCUCCGGGCUGAUGCGAAACCCACAAAGACAUACUUGGUGGUCAACGUCGAGGGAAGUCCCAGCACCGAUGCUCCUCAGGUCGUUACCGUCACCCAGUCUCCAGUCAAGACUACCGUGACGGAAAGGGUCACCGACACCGCCAUCAUCACCUCUCCGGCAGCCCACACAACCGAGACGGCCCAGACAACAUCAACCUCCACCUCACUCGUCGUCGUCAACGUCGACGCCACCACCGAUGGAGGGUCAACGACGACCAUCACCGUUUACCCAACUGUGACGCCUACUUCUGAGUCGACCCCUCAACUGUCCACGACAACUUCGACUCCACCACCGAGCUCUGCCGAGCCUGAACCGUCUUCAUCGCCUUUGUCAGAAAUUCCCACGUCUCAACAGCCCAUCAGAUCAUCUACUGCCAGCACGUCCGUCCCAUUGGUUUCUUCGGGCCCUUCGUCGAGCAUAGUAUCCUCCUCAAUUCCUCAUGUUGUGGUGCCGCCUCCGUCGACAGAGACAUCAGCCCCCCCGAGCACAUCGUCAUCACCACCCGCGAGCCCUUGGACAUCUGCGGUCGAGCCUCCGCCGCCGUUUUCGUCGUCGAUCGAGACUCAGGUGGUACCGAGCUCAUCCUCAUCGGCGUCUGCUGUCACCUCCACUGCCAUCAUCCAACCCCCUCCAUCGACUGAGGUGCCGGGCUCAUCCUCUGUUGUCGGUACUGCCAUCAUUCAGCCCCCUCCAUCAACAGAGAGUCCAGCAACUCAGGAGGUGCCGAGCUCAUCCUCUGCGGUCAGCACUGCCAUCAUCCCGCCCCCUCCAUCGACUGAGAGUCCAGCGAGUCCCAGUGCUUCCCAUUCACCGUCUACCAGUCCUUCCACGGUCGUGGCAGAGCCGCUGCCCUCAACUUGGAUAUCCGCGGCACCACCCGUAUCUUCCUCUGUUGCCGUCAACCUUCCCACGUCCGCGAUCGAGGAUCCCCAGUCGACAGGCAUCUGGGUGGUUCCAAGCGAGCCGGCAUCAUCAGUUUCAGUCGAGCCAUCCACGGCCAUCGUUGCGCCUCCCCCGCCAACGCCUACCGUUAUCUUGCCCACUUCCUACGCCGCUCCGCCCCCGGAGCCGUCAUCCACCUCCUCGGCAAACACUACUUCGUCAUCGACCUGGACCUCGAGCUCGACAUCCACUCUGCUCACCAGCACCACGGAGGCUUACACCCAGGCUUAUGAGACCGCUUACCAGCCCACGUCUGCGUAUGGACCCAGCUCCAUUCCUCAGCCUUCGACGUUUGUCACCAGCGUCGUCCCUUUCACUUCGCCAUCCCCUGUCUCGACUUCUUCCCAGAGCUACGACGACGGAUACUGGCACACUAGCAAAUACCCCGAGUGGACCGGCGCCGCCAGUGCGACGCCUCGCUACCGCCGGUGAAGAUUUGCAUUUUUGAAUAGCACGACUCACAAAACGACGAUUGACGUGUCCUAUGUACCAUGUUGCGUGUUUCGUUUUCCUACAGAAUGCCCCCAGUGGCGUGAUUUUGGCCAUGAACUGAACAACGUCUUGUUUUGCGUCUUUGGAAGCGGCAUGUACUCAUGAGAUCUGAGAAAUGACGGGUCGUCAGCUGGUGCGAAACAAAACGUCGUGUCGGACCGUGGAAGGGGCUCACAGCAGCACAAACCAAGAGCUGGAACGCGCUGUCUUCAUUGGGUUUCCUAAUGUUUAAUUAGAUAGAAUGUAGAUAGAUA